Molecule: messenger RNA, 540 nt
Organism: Papaver somniferum (opium poppy)
Lineage: Eukaryota; Viridiplantae; Streptophyta; Magnoliopsida; Ranunculales; Papaveraceae
Exons: 2
Coding region: 1-540 (179 amino acids)
Source: RefSeq, a predicted model, not a curated record
AUGGAAAAAGCCUUUGAUAAUUUGAAUAUGAUCUCUCUUUUUAUUAUUCUCAAAAAACAUGGGUUUGGUGAUAAGUGGGUUCAGUGGCUUUAUUGGUGUGUAACUUCUGCUCAAUUCUCUAUUUUGGUUAAUGGUGUUGCUUCAGAUAAGAUUAAGCCCUCUAAAGGUUUAAAGUUGAACAUUGUGAAAAACACAAUUACUAGUAUUGGAGUUGAUAACUUAGUGGAGGAAUUAGCCUUAGAGCUAGGAUGUAGAGCUACAAACUUUCUUGUUACUUAUUUAGGGUUACUAGCUGGUGCUUCUCAUAUAAAUAUUGCAAUUUGGGAUGUGGUGAUUGAUAAAAUGCAAAAGAGAUUUGCAGUAUGGAAGAACAAAUAUCUCAACAAAGCUGGUAGGUCCCCACUUAUUAAAUAUGCUCUUCAAAGUAUUCCUACUUAUUAUCUUUCUUUACUUCAUCUUCCUGUUUUUGCGGAGAAAAAACUUAAUACUAUUGUGAGGAAGUUCUUGUGGGGUGUGACUGGGUUUCUUGGAGUAAAGUAA